GGCGCUGGCACGGGGAGGGCUCCUCUGCCGUCCCUCCCUCCCCUCCUGCAGACCCCCCCGGCCGCCCUCUCGCACAAAAGCAGGAAUUAGCUGACUGAAGGCAGCGCAGGCUCGGAAAUCCAUCCCCAAACCCCGCGGAGGGGAGGGAAGGAGGCGGCGAGGGAGCAGCAGCAGCCAUGGGAGAGCACCAAUAAUCCAUCCCCGAUCCCAGCGAGCCGCAGAGCGGCGGGGAAAGCCGCCCCGGAUGCAUCCCCGCGCUCCUCCAUCCUCAUCCUCGUCGCCAUCGCCGGCCGGGGGCCGCACCUGCUGAGGCGCAUCCGUCGGGAGGAGGAAUGAGCCGGCAGGGAGGAAGGCUCGCCUUUGUUCCCCUCUGAGCAGCAGCGCCUCCUGAGCCCUUCCCGGGGGGAUCUGCUGGCUCCAGCCCCUGCCGGGAGCCAUGGGCACCACGGAGGCCACGCUGCGCAUGGAGAACGUGGACGUGAAGGAGGAAUGGCAGGACGAGGACUUCCCCAGGCCUCUCCCAGAAGAGACGGGGAUGGAGUCCCUGGGAAGCCCCACGGAAGAUGAGACCACGUCCUCUCCCCCCAACACGCUGAACUUUAACGGGGCCCAUCGGAAGAGGAAGACUCUGGUUGCGCCCGAAAUCAACAUUUCCCUGGACCAGAGCGAGGGCUCCAUCCUCUCCGACGACUUCCUGGACACCCCCGACGACCUGGACAUCAACGUGGAUGACAUCGAGACCCCCGACGAGACGGAUUCCCUGGAAUUCCUGGGCAACGGCAACGAGCUGGAAUGGGAAGAUGACACCCCCGUGGCCACGGCCAAGAACAUGCCCGGGGACAGCGCCGACCUGUUUGGGGACGGGGCCGCAGAGGAUGGCAGUGCCACCAACGGCCGCCUCUGGAGGACCGUCAUCAUCGGCGAGCAGGAGCACAGGAUCGACCUGCAGAUGAUCAAACCCUACAUGAGGGUGGUGACGCACGGAGGAUACUACGGAGAAGGUCUCAACGCCAUCAUCGUCUUUGCUGCCUGCUACCUGCCGGACAGCAACCUGGCUGAUUACCACUACAUCAUGGAAAACCUCUUCCUGUACGUGAUCAGCAGCCUGGAGCUGCUGGUGGCUGAGGACUACAUGAUCGUGUACCUGAACGGGGCCACGCCCCGCAGGAGGAUGCCGGGCCUGGGCUGGCUCAAGAAAUGCUACCAGAUGAUUGACAGAAGGCUGAGGAAGAACCUCAAGGCCCUCAUCAUCGUGCACCCCUCGUGGUUCAUCCGGACCGUGCUGGCCAUCUCCAGACCCUUCAUCAGUGUGAAGUUCAUCAAUAAGAUCCAGUACGUCCACAGCCUGGAGGAGCUGGAGCAGCUCAUCCCCAUGGAGCACGUGCAGAUCCCAGACUGUGUCCUGCAAUAUGAAGAAGAGAGGAUCAAGGCCAGAAAAGAAAGGGCAGAGGAGAAGCAAGACAUGGCUGAGAGGGAAAGCAGGCCCGUGCCCCCAGCAGAGGAUCAGGAGACCAGCAUGUCCUGAGUGGGAGCAGCACGGAGGAAUGGAGUAGGAGAAGGAGCAGCCUGGCAGUCACCCACCUCAACCACCUCUGGGGACAAGAGCUUGCCACCACCUUCUUCCCAGUCCUGUAAAUCCUGGAGCCUGCCUCCUCUGCCUCCAAGGCGCAAAGUCCUUUAACCUCUUGGGAAUCACUUUCCUUUUUUUUUUAAAAAAAAAAAAAAAGAAGAACAAAAACCAAACAAAGCCCCCCCAGAAAAUGAAGCAAGAGCGGCACUUUACAGGACAGGUUCUGGUGUGUUUAGGGAAUGGCCCGUGGAGAGCAUCGGCGCAGUGCAAACACUCACUGUGCAUCCUCGCAGCGAGUCAGGAGCAUCCUCCAGCCCGUGAAUCUCCAGCCCAGAAAGAGAAUUUAUUUUUGGUUUCAAUCAUGAACCCUUCCCUUCACUCGCUGCUGGCCAGCGCGGAGCACCCCCAGCUUCCUCCAGGACACCCCAAAAGCUGCCACCCCCUGGAAUAACGACCACAGGCAACGGGAAGAGCUUCUCCCUCCUCUUUCCAGCCGGUGUGAGUUUCUUCCAGAAGAUUCCACGUGCCCACAGCCUGGGCAGCACUGCCAGCUCCCACCGCCGCCCGUCCCUCUGGAACUCGUUCCCAGCGGGAAAUCCCGUGGCUCUUCCGUGGUUUUUCCGUGGUUUUUUUCCUGGUUUAUCCCAUCCAGGUGCGUGGGGCACUCUGAAGGGAUCCCACAGAACCUUCUGCUGAGGGCACGCACCCCAAAGGGUUCAGAAGGAGCCUCACAGCACAGGGAGGUUCUCCACGCCUUGUCCUCGUCCCCGUGUCGCGCCGCUGGACAAUCACUCGCUGCCAGGAGCUGCCAGCCUCUCCCAGGAGCUGCUGAAACGUUGGGAAUUUCCCUCAGGAGGGCCUCACCCAGCAGCAUUCCUGCCCGGAACGCCCCCACGGAGGGUGCAGAGCACAGGGCUGGCUGCUGCAGCCGAGAGGGGCAGGUGGGACUUUGACUCUUGGAAUUCGGGAUUUGGACUCGUGAGGAUUCUGUGAGCAAAGGAGAGGGGAAAAGAAAUUCAGGAGCAACUGUCUGGCCACAAUUCUUUGGAAACUCCUGAUUUCAGAGCCAGAGCCAGCGUGCAUGGCCUCAGGCUGGAUCCUGGCAGUGCCCAAGGCCAGGCUGGACGGGGACUGGGACAGUGGGAGGUGUCCCUGCCAUGGCUGAAACUGGAUGGGAUUAAAGUUCCCUCCAAAUCAUUCCAGGAUUCCCUGAUUCCACAAUCAGGUAAAACCCCUCCCAAACACCUGCAGGUGAAGAAUUCCCUGCCCCUUUCAUCACUUCAAGGAGAAUUUGGCCGAGCAGGAUUUUCCCUGAAGGUGGGGAUGGCUCCUCUGGGCACACAGAGCUGCUUUUCUCCUCCUUUCAGUCAACAAAACCACUCUGGAUGAGAUCCUUCUUCCUCUGGGUGCUCCAAGGAAGCACCAAAAGUACUUUUCAACCUUCGUUCUCGUUUGGGACGUUCUCCUCACACACUGCAGCCACGGAUGGAAAGCAGAGCGCUGCGCCCACAGCACCACCCCAGAGGCUGAAGAUGGAAAAAAAAAUUAAAAUUCCACAUUCCAUCUUAAAAAAAACCACCAAACAAGGUCUUUAUAAAGCAAUUAUUGACAAAAUAUUCCAAGCUGGAAGGGGCUGGGAUCAUGGCAGGUGUCCCACUGGAUGGGAUUUAAGGUUCUUUCCAACUCAACCUGGGAUUUUUAUGAGGAAUUCUGUGCUUCGAGGCAAGAAGAGCCCUCCAGGAGUUCGUGGAGCUCAGGUUUAUUCCAGGUGACACCUCCCUGCUGUCCUGAGCUCCCAGCUCUGUCUGGAGGCAGAAAGAGCAGCCAGGAAUUCCCAAAUUCCCUCAGCAGAGCUGGGAUCCCUCCCUGGCUCUGUCCCAGGGGCUGAACAGCCCCGGGGUGAAGGAAGGACUUUGCUGAUUAAAUUCCAAUUUCAGUUCUGGCCAUGAACAACCACCAAGCUCCUCUGGACCCAGAGGCUGGGAAUUCACUGAGAACACUUCAAGAUGAUUUUUUUUUUUCUCUUUUUUCCCUCUGUUUUUAUGGAUUUGGAGGAAAAACCAUCAGCUGUUCCACCAUCAGCGACCCACGCUGGCACCGCAAGGGAAAUUUGCAAUUUUACAACAAUUAAAGUGGACAAAACGUUGAAUGAUGGGGUCAGAAUCCAACUCUAGAGAGAGUUUGGGCAUCAAAAAACGCUCCAAAAUGCUGCUGUGGUGGAAAAGAUGGGCGUGGGAGAGAAGGAAUGCCAGUCUCCUUUCAGAGGGGGCUCUGGAUCCUCUGAUCCUGAAUGGAAUUUGCUGUUUGGUCGUUUCAUUCCUGCCCAAAAGCACUCUGUCUGCACUUUCAGGAAAAACAAAAAAAAACCCACACAGAACGAGCAGAUCUGACAAUGAAACUUCACCUUUUUCCAAGUAAUUCCUUCAGAGCAAGGGAAUUUCAGCUGGGAAAAGGACAGAUCCCCAGUUUCCCUCCACCAGAGGGAGGUGGGCACUUGUUUCCGUGCAAAAAUCAAUGUUUUGACUUCUUGGAAGUGAUUUUUGGUUUUGUUCUGUUUCAAAAAGUGCACUUUGUGACGGAGCACUCCGAGUGGUGUGCGCUGGAUUUUAAUUUUCCACAGUUUUAUAAGCAUGGGAAGUUUACGUUCAUGGAUGGAUGGAUGGAUGGAUGGACACACGGAUAAAGUUUUUAUGUCUUUUAACACAAAGAAGAACCUGCAGCCUCACCAAGGAGAAAUUAGAAAUGCCAAAAGUGCAUUUUACAGCAGCAAAAAAAUUUUGAAAACAUUAAUUAUCAUUAACUCGUUUCAACCAGUGAUUUUAGGUGUUGAUUGCAAAACAAAAAGCUACAAAUUCUUGGACAAAAACACCAAAAAAAUAAAAAUGUCCCUGUCCCAAAGGUGGAGUGACAAAUCUCAGCUGGAUGGGGAGAAAUCUGCACUGCUGCUGGUAGAAGUGCAUUUCCAGUAGAACUUUGACCAGUAUAUAAAUAUAUAAAUAUGUUUAAAGAAGAAAAUGAAAUAAACUUCAUCCCUUUAGCAAUACUGCUGGACUGCUCAGUGCCCCAAACGUGCGCCAGGCCCCGUCCCUGCCUCAGCAAACCAUCCCUGGAGGAUCAAAUCCUCACUUCUGAACUCCCUGGAUUAUACUGAGCACUUUCUGGUCCGAUCUGACUUUUCCUGAGAUUUUUCUUCCCCGGUGAAUCCGUGGGAAGUCACAUUUUAGCUGCAGAAAAGGUUCUUUUUUGCCCACGUUCACGGAAGUCCCGGUGUUUUCACUCGUUGCGUGUUGAAUGGCAGGACCUCAGUCCACAUCAGCCUGAAAAAUCCAAUUUCUUCCUGUGCAGAGCAGGAAUUCCCUUCCCCUCUCUCGGAGGAUUCACCCUCAGCUCCAGAAACUCCAACUUUUCUGGUUUUUCCACCCAGAUUUGGGAGUGAGCGCGGAUUUCUGCUGUGGUUCCCAAGGAAGGCUCAGGAGCCACAGCUGGGACCCCGCCGUGGCUUCCAGGGCAGGGAUUCAUCCCAAACCUUUCUGUCCAGUGCUGUGUGAAUGUCAGUGGAUAUUUAGAGCUUCCCUCGUGGUAAUUUUUCCAUCUUUAUACCCCACGGAGGUGCAGGAAAGGCUUUAAAGGCCACAAAUCCUCUUUUUUAGAGGGUUUCAAAAACCCAGGAGCCGAGGAAAGGCUGGUGGUGAUGAGCUGGGAUGGGCCCGGAGCAGGAGAAAGGGACAAAAACCCCACAAAAAGCACAUUUCUCUCUUUUCUAUUUCCUUCUUUCCUUCCUCCCUGGCAGCCAGAAACGCAGCGGGUUUUGGUAAAGCGGAGUUGAGAACUCACCACGACAAUAAACCACAACCCCAGGGUUGGUUUUUGUGUUUUUAUUUUCUUUUUUUUUGUCCUUCCCAGCCCGACCCCACCCGUACCAACGUGUGAAAUGUCAUUUUCUGCAGUGGUUGUAGUUAGGUGGUUUGUGCUAGCGGACUCUUCGUCUGUACCCCGAGUUUUGCUUUGUAUUAUUCCAUAAAAAUCUGUGGCUAUUCUAUUAAAACCAGACGAAUCCUUCAGCCGA
Messenger RNA from Motacilla alba alba, 5636 nucleotides. RefSeq names its product ATCAY kinesin light chain interacting caytaxin (gene ATCAY). The coding region runs from base 437 to 1525 and encodes 362 amino acids. The transcript is spliced from 13 exons. Gene Ontology annotation, biological process: apoptotic process. The record is from RefSeq and is a predicted model, not a curated record. Gene Ontology annotation, cellular component: cytoplasm. Lineage: Eukaryota; Metazoa; Chordata; Aves; Passeriformes; Motacillidae.